Molecule: messenger RNA, 12624 nt
Organism: Dunckerocampus dactyliophorus (ringed pipefish)
Lineage: Eukaryota; Metazoa; Chordata; Actinopteri; Syngnathiformes; Syngnathidae
Gene: crebbpb
Product: CREB binding protein b
Exons: 31
Coding region: 4393-11688 (2431 amino acids)
Biological process (GO): positive regulation of transcription by RNA polymerase II
Cellular component (GO): transcription regulator complex; nucleus; histone acetyltransferase complex
Molecular function (GO): transcription coactivator activity; protein binding; chromatin DNA binding
Source: RefSeq, a predicted model, not a curated record
CUUUCGCCGGUGUUUUAGGUUGCCGUUUUGACGUGUCUAGUUUGGGAGCGGGCAGGUUAGCGUUUGGGAUGAGGUUCCGCCACGAUUGAGCAGUCCGCCGGGGAAAUACUUCCACGCUCGAACGUUCCUUCUCCUCACGAUGACAUCAUUUCAUUCGCAUGUUGUCACUGGACUCGAGAUUCCGCAUUGAACAGCAAAUAACAUUUUUAUCGGCCAAUUCCGCCAUUCCGUUCACACUAAAAUUAUCGGGCUUACUUUUCAGUAGUGGCCUGACGCUAUGAGCAAGUGAAGCUAGUUGCUAGCCUGCUAGUAGCUAGCCGUUGGGGUGUGGCGAGGUGUCACUACACCGGUAACGUAGUUCUUGGUCGUAACAAUGUUAAUAAUAACAAUGUCGCUGUAGCUUGGUUAAUAUGAAGGUCACAUGAUGUUCAUGGAGCGUUGUUGGCGCUUUUUGGAGGUUUUUACAGCAGGCGCAAUACGAGCAUUCUCAGUUGCCUCUUUUUAGCUGUUUUCGUAUCUUUAGAAGGCACAGAAAAGAGAAAGACAUGUGUUCAUGUCUCACAUAAGGGUUGUGGAUGAUGGGCACAAUUCCAAAAAAGUGCACUUUUCCUUUUCUUUAAGAGACUUGUUGACACAGGAGGCGGAGCUGCAUGUGGACCGUAUGUAGUCGCAUGUGUACACGCCGUGGGUGUGUUUUUGUCCGUCCAAACAAUAUCAGCACUAACCGGAAACAAUGUGGAGUAGUAAAAUAACCUGGUGAAGAUACCGGAUGGUGUUUUUUUCUUGUGUCACUUUAGUCGUGAGAGGCUCCUCUCAGAUAGCUCGCAUGCUUGGAACAACUGUGGAUAGACUCUAUAUGAUCAGGAAGUUGACGCUACGUUUAGAACAGUGUUUGAGCAAGUAGAACGUUGUUUAGAUUGACUAGGGGAAUAAAAACAACUGCCAAGGCUGCUAGGGGUGUCACUGUGUGCUAGCUGUGUGAUUGUUAUUAUUGUAGCAAUAUUGUAGUCAUUACAAUAUUGUAAUAAUUGCUUCAUACUUGUGAUGGAGGAAACUGUGAUAGCACUGUAAAUGCAAAGGUUGUCUACCAAAAUGUACUUAGGCGUGUGGCGAAAGUUUCUUUUUUAAAAUAUUUGUUGUCUCAGAUGUAACUGUUUCUAAAAAAUGAUUAUUAUUAUUAUAUGAAGUGAAGCUAAUGCAAUGGAUUGUGUGCUCAGAGGCAGUUUAUCUAACAGUUCAAUCUAAAUAGAAAUCACUACUCAAAAAAGCUAAGAAAGAGAUUAAAUGCCCUGAAUAUAAGACGACUUCUCUUUUUCAAUACUCCUUUUUGGAAAACUAUGUUUUUAAGACAAAUUAGUAGGGGUGUCUAAUUUCCUCGUCUCCCGCCUCAAAAUCAAUGCACAGAGUGAACUCUCUUGCUGCCCGUUUGGAGGCGGGAGAGGAGGAAAACAGACACGCAUGCACAUGGCAAUGUAUUGAGGCGGGCAAAAUGAUCAAGUUCAUUGUCAUUUCUUGUGUGAUGAAUGAAUUAAUGUAUUACCAAGCUGUGUGUCUUAGACUUUUUCCCGGGAUAAAAAGAACGUCUUAUGGUUGGGUCAGUACGGUUUGUAUUGCAAACAGUUCUGUUGCUACACGUCUAAAGUCGGUGCCUUUCCCUUCACUUAUUUGAAUUUUGCCACAACACAAAGGCGUACGCCAUGCAUAUUUUGAAUAAUAUGUGUAGUUGAGUCGUGCCUUUAUAAAGUCAGUGUAAACAUACCAACCAUAGUUUGCAUUAACAAGCCUUAUAGCUGAAUUACAUGCUGUUAGUUUCGCUUUUUUGCCUUUAUUCUUGUAAUUAUGUGCUGUAUUUUUUCCCCCAUAUAGUUUUGAGCGCAAUAACGCAAUCGGGGUAAAAGGGAAAAUGACUUUUUAUGCUUAUGAGCACACAAUUCUGGUCCUGUCACGUGUAUCUGAUACCACAGUAAAGGUAUGCUUUAGUAAUGAUCAUUUCAAUAAGUGCCGGGAGGUUGUGAUCAAUGGGUGUCAUUUUUUUUGUUUAAUGUUGUGUUUUUAUGAAACCUGACUACUCUGAAUUCUUACUAUUCUUCUCAUCCUUGAUUGUUAAGUGGAAGAAAGUGAAUUUGUCAAAUGUAUUAAGAUAUUAAGCGAACCAGCAGAGUGGCACGCUGGGAAUGUUGAUGCCAAAGAGUGUCAUUACUGUCUACUUUUUUCAAAUCACAUUUUUAUUUUAUUUUGUUGAGCACGUUGAAGAUAGCUCAUCUGUAGGUUGACUCCUUUGCACAAGGUACUGGGUUUUAUGUAUGUAUAGUGUUGUAUCGUGUCUGAGCAUUUUCUAUUGUUUAUAUGUGCAUGUGUUGACUUGCAUAAAGGACCAACUCAUUUAGCAAUGUUGGAAUAAUACGUGUGUCCACUUGGCCUGCAUGCGAGUAGAAAUGAGUGUUGUGGUUGUAUGUGUUUAAGAAAGGAUGCAUUUAUUUAGCCAUACUAUUUUUUAUUGUUUUGAUAUGCUUGAUCAGACCAUAAUAAUAGGAAUAAUAAUAAUUGUCAAUCCUUUUCUAGAGCCAGAUUAGCCAAAUAAAGACACUAAUAAAUGUCUAAUACUGUAUAAUACUGAAUAGACUGCCACGCUCAUGGUUUCAUUAAUUUUUGUGGUUUGAAAUGUUUUUUUUGUAUGUACACUACUGCGCUUAAUAGGAAUGCAAGUGAAGGUAAGCUUAUAAUAAUAAAAGUCAUGUGUCAAAUAGAGGAUCUUUGCUGCACAUCCUUAGAAAUGUUUUUUAUGCACAUAAUAGUGUAUAAAUAGUGAUUUAUAGCGUUAACUAUGAGCAUGCUUAUUUUUUUACAAUCCAUCUUCUCCCGUUUAUCCGAGGUCAGGUCGUGGGGGCAGCAGCCUAAGCAGGAAAACCCAGACUUCCCUCUUCAUCCAGCUUCUCCCGGCGGAUCCUGAGGCGUUCCCAGGCCAGUUGAGAGACACAGUCUCUCCAACUUGUCCUGGGUCUUCCCCGAAGCCUCCGACACCUCCCCAGGGAGGCAUUCGGGAGGCAUCCUGACCAGAUGCCCGGAGGAGCAGCGGUUCUACGCGGAGUUUGUCUCGGAUGACAGUGCUUCUCACCUUAUCUCUAAGGGAGAGCCCAGCCACCCUCUGGAGAAAACUCAUUUCGGCCGCGUGUGCUUGUCCUUUCGGUCACUACCCAAAGCUCAUGAGGGUCGAAACGCAGAUCGACUGGUAAAUUGAGAGCUUUUCCUCUCGGCUCAGCUCUCUCUUCACCACAAUGGACCGAUGCAGAGUCUGUAUUUAUUUAUUUUUUUAUAAUUAUUAUAUUUGUUAUAUUUUUAUAAAAAUAUAGCAAAUAUAUAUUUUUUUUAACUAACAAUUGAAAUGUUAAUGAAAUUAUAUGUUUUAUAAGAAUAUAAUAUAAAUCAAUAUAGUAAAUACUUACAUUUUUAUGAUUAUCAUUAAUGAUAAUGAUUGAUAAGUCAUGUAAAUUAUACUCAAAUUUGUGUGAAAAAAAUCUAUUAGACAGUAUUACGGUAGCUAUUUGCUGUACGUCCACUUGACGCACGGUGGGGCACAGGUUUACGUCACUACGUCACAGCACCGUCCCCCCUCCCCCUCCUCCCCCCUUCAGUCUAGCUGGGAAGGAAAAAAAAAACUUUUUGUAUCGUAGGAAUCAACAGCCGCCAUCUUGACGCGGCUCGGAAUCGGGAUUUCUGGGCUAGCAUUAAUUGUAAAAAUAGCGAGCGGGGCCACCCAGACACACCCCGAACGGCGUUUUCUCUCCCAGAAUCGAAGCGUGAGCUCACCCGGCGAGGAUUAAUGCCAACAUGUGAGGGCUUCUCGUGGUUUUUGUCGUGCCAAAAGCCCACUGUAAAUUUGAUUUCCCUUUUAGCGAGCAGUGCUUCUCGCCGUAUCUCCGCGUCGAGACGCUGGAUUUCCCCGGGCGACAGCGACGAGAAAAAUAAUCCGCUUCAUAGGAAAUAUUUGUCGAUUUUUGUUCUUUUUAUUUGAGCCGGUGGUGGAUUUUAAGGGGUCUCGAGUCGACGGCGAAAAAAAAUGACUCCGUAUAGACGCGAACCGGCGAUCUCCGGAGAAAUGGCUUCGCUUACGCUUUGUGUGAUAAUUCAUGGUUGAUUUACUAUUUAUUUUUCUCGGAGCAAAAUAUUUUUGGAUACAGUUAUUGAGGGUAAUUAUGUGGGUGUUGGGUGUUGGAUUAUCAUGGGGUGAUCUUCCGUGGCGAAGCGUGGCGCUGUUGCCUUUCUUUUGAAAUCCUUCUCUCCGGGCAGCCUUUUGCCACUUAAGAAAAAAAUACUUGCAUUGAUCCUUGGACGCGCUGUCAUACUGAAAGUUUGCAUUUAAAAAAAGCCUUUCCUGCUACAACACCCAUCACAAUGGCUGACAAUCUGCUGGAUGUUGGACCCCCCACUGCAAAGCGACCCAAACUGAAUUCACCCCUCUCAGCAUCGGAUGGUCCAGAUCUCGUUUCCCUGUUUGACCUGGAAAAUGACCUUCCAGAUGAGCUCAUCCCAAAUGGAGACCUGUCUCAGAUGGGAAUGUCCUCCAAUGGUGGUCCAGGCGGAGGAGGGGCCCCCAAUCUCAACUCCCUCGUUUCAGACGCCGCCGCCAAACACAAGCAGCUGUCUGAGCUUCUGCGCCCAGGUAGCUCCUCCAUCUUGGGAGGUUCCAUCAACUCUGCCAGCCCCCAGCAGGGAGGCAUGGUGGGAGGCCAGCUUGGAGCCGUGCUGGGUAAAAGUCCACUGGGGCAGGGAUCUCCAAAUCACCAAUCUCCCCAGUCCCAGAAAUUAGGUUUAGCUACGGGACAAGGCAACGGAGGCGCAGGCAUGGGCUACAACCAGGCCCUGUUGAACAGUGGACAGGGUCACGGGGUCUUGGGCCCAACUGGACAGGUGAUGAAUGGAGCUCUUGGACCAGGAGGCCGAGGGAGACCUGGCAUGCAGUACCAGGGCCAAGGUAUGCCGGUGGGUGCGGGCGUCGGAGGAAGUGUGCUGGCGGAGACACUCACCCAAGUAGGGUCACAGCUGGGAGGACACAACGCGCUGACUCCUCAGCAAGCUGGACACAUGAAUAAGAUGGGGAUGUUGGGGGCUCCAUUUGGCCAGCAGUAUGGUCCAACAGGGGUGAGCACCCAGCAACUCCAAAACAAGUCAGCCCUCUCCAACAAUCUGCCUCAAUUCCCGUCUGAGUUAAAGGGAGCCGGGAGUGUUUCAAACAUGUCCCAGAUGCAGCAGCAGGUAGCGUCGGUGGGCAUUGUCCCCGGGGGGCCCGGGGGCGUGUCGACCGGUCCGACGGCCGAUCCCGAGAAGCGUAAACUCAUUCAGCAGCAGCUGGUCCUGCUGCUCCAUGCACACAAGUGCCAGCGGCGGGAGCAGGCCAACGGGGAAGUGAGGGCCUGUACUCUGCCCCACUGCCGCACCAUGAAGAACGUCCUCAACCAUAUGACCCUCUGCCAGGCUGGCAAGUCCUGCCAGGUGGCCCACUGUGCGUCAUCCAGACAGAUCAUCUCCCACUGGAAGAACUGCACACGGCACGACUGUCCUGUGUGCCUACCACUAAAGAAUGCAAGUGACAAGAGAAACCAACAGCCUAUGUUAGGUUCCCCUGGCGCCAACCUGCAGAACGCAAUGAACGCCGUGGGGGCUGGCCAGCCCAGUGCCCCGACCAUCAACAGUGCAACCACACAUAUAGACCCCAGCUCCAUGCAGAGGGCCUAUGCUGCUCUUGGGCUCCCCUAUGGCAACCAGUCCCCUGCUCAGGUUCAGAGCCAGAACCAGGGCCAGGGUGCUGCUCAACAAGCCCCCCAGGGGCACCAACAGCUACGUAAUAUGAACCCACUAGGCACUAAUCAGAUCAACCAGAUGGCAGCAGGCAUGGGUGUCCCCUCUUCAGACCAGACUGGCUUGCAAAGUGGCGACUCUUUGCCCUCCACACUCAAUCAGUUGUUGCCAGAUGGAUCAGUGGCAGGAGCUAUGGGAAACCUGCCCGCUGCCACCCCUCUCUCCGCUUCAGGGGUUCGGAAGGCCUGGCAUGAGCACGUCACUCAGGACUUGCGCACCCACCUAGUGCACAAACUAGUACAAGCCAUAUUUCCUACACCGGAUCCUGCAGCGCUGAAGGACCGGAGAAUGGACAACCUGGUGGCGUACGCGCGCAAGGUUGAGGGUGACAUGUAUGAGUCGGCCAACAGCAGGGAUGAGUAUUACCACUUCCUGGCAGAGAAGAUUUACAAGAUCCAGAAGGAACUGGAGGAGAAGAGGCGCUCACGGCACCAGCAGCCCGGCAUGGUGGGCAACGCUGGUCCGCAGCAGUCGCCGAUGAGUCAGCCCAACGCCAUGGGCCCAGGACAGCCUGUCCGACCUCCCAAUGGACCUGUGCCUAUGCCAAACAUGCCAAAUCAAAUGAUGAACCGAAUGCAGGUGUCCCAAGGAAUCAACCAGUACAAUCCAAUGGCAAUGCAGAAUGCGCAGAUGUCACAGGCGCCCUUGGGGGCGCGGGCUCCCUCCCCCAUGAACCAUCCACAGCAGAUGAACAUAAACUCCGUCCCAGCGAUGGGCAUGUCCCCUUCGAGGAUGCCGCAAAAUCAAGGAAUGAUGGGUAAUCAUCCGAAUAACAUGCUUCCCCAGUCGGCCAACCAGGGUCAGUUCUUGCCACAGGCGCAGUUCCCUGCAGCCGCUGGAGGAGCUAUGAAUGUGAAUGUCGGAAUGGGUCAGCCCGUCAUGCAAGCUGCUGGCGCACAGCAGUCGCAGAAUUCCAACCUCCCUCUAAAUGCGCUGGGAACCCUUAGCUCACAGUUACCCUGUGGCACAGUAGCCCAGCCAAGCUUGGGCAGCACCCCUCCACCCAACCCCUCCACCAGCCUGCCAGUGCAUCAGCAACACCAUCCAUCUGCGCAGGGCCCAGUGCAGCCACAGCCCAACACCCCUGGGUCCACAAGCGGGCCCUCUUCCAACCAAACCCACAUACCAAGCAGCCUGCCCCGUCCGCCCUCUGCGAUGAGCACAGCAUCAGACCCUUCCCAGCCGCACACCCCCCUGCAGCCCCAGCCUGACCCUUCCAGCCUGCUGCAGCAGCCCACCUCAGUGCCAGCACAGCAUCCCAGCACACCGAUGUCACAGGCUGCUGCUAGCAUAGACAACAGAGUGCCCACCCCAGCCUCGGUGGCCGAACUUAACUCUCAUCAGACCCUGCCGGACAUGACUGCUACUGAUGUCAAGGUCAAGUCUGAAGUAAAAGACGAAGAUGAUGACGGCAAUUCUGGAAACAAGACAACCAGCAUAAAAGAAGAGGAUGACGACACCAAACCCUCGUUGGUGAAGAAAGAGGAGGAAGAUGCAACAGAGCCAAAACAGGAAGCAAUGGAAAUCGAGGACAAGAAGCCAGAGAUAAAGACUGAACCCAAAGAAGAGGGGGAAGGCGGGGCCAACAGCACAGCCACCCCUCCUUCUCAGAGCCGCAAAAAAAUUUUCCGACCUGAAGAGCUAAGACAAGCCCUGAUGCCAACACUUGAGGCCCUCUACAGGCAAGACCCUGAGUCCCUGCCCUUCAGACAACCUGUGGACCCCCUGCUGCUAGACAUCCCCGACUACUUUGACAUUGUGAAAAAUCCCAUCGACCUGUCCACCAUCAAGCGCAAACUGGAUACAGGCCAGUACCAGGAGCCGUGGCAAUACGUGGACGACGUGUGGCUCAUGUUCAACAAUGCGUGGCUGUACAACCGUAAAACAUCCCGCGUUUACAAAAACUGCACCAAACUGGCAGAGGUGUUCGAGGUAGAGAUCGAGCCCGUCAUGAAGUCCCUGGGCUACUGCUGCAGCAGGAAGUAUGAGUUCUCCCCCCAGACGCUGUGUUGCUAUGGUAAACAAUUGUGCACUAUCUCGAGGGAUGGCAUCUACUACAGCUAUCAGAACAGGUAUCACUUCUGCGAGAAGUGCUUCAACGAGAUCCAGGGUAACAGUGUGACCCUGGGGGAUGACCCGGCGCAGUCACAGACAAUGAUCUCCAAAGAACAGUUUGAAAAGAAGAAAAAUGACAUGUUGGACCCUGAACCGUUUGUUGAAUGUAAAGACUGCGGACGCAAGAUGCAUCAGAUCUGCGUGCUGCACUACGACGUCAUUUGGCCAUCAGGCUUUAUCUGUGAUAACUGUCUGAAGAGGGCUGGGAAAACCAAAAAGGAGAACAGGUUUUCAGCCAAAAGGCUGCAGUCUACGAGGUUGGGGACGUACAUAGAGGACAGAGUGAACAAGUACUUGAAAAGACAGAACCACCCAGAGGCUGGUGAGGUGUUUGUGCGAGUUGUUGCCAGCUCUGACAAAACAGUGGAGGUUAAGCCUGGAAUGAAGUCCAGGUUUGUGGACUCGGGUGAGAUGGUGGAGAGCUUCCCUUAUAGAACCAAAGCACUUUUUGCAUUUGAAGAAAUUGACGGAGUAGAUGUCUGUUUCUUCGGUAUGCACGUCCAGGAGUAUGGCUCAGAUUGUCCUUCUCCAAAUACAAGGCGGGUUUAUAUAUCAUACCUCGACAGUAUUCACUUCUUCAAACCACGCAUGCUCAGGACUGCAGUUUACCAUGAGAUCUUAAUAGGAUACCUGGAGUAUGUCAAGAAACUGGGGUAUGUAAUGGGACACAUCUGGGCCUGCCCACCCAGCGAAGGAGACGACUACAUUUUCCACUGCCACCCUCCUGACCAGAAGAUCCCCAAACCCAAGCGGCUCCAAGAGUGGUACAAAAAGAUGCUGGAAAAGGCUUUUGCUGAGAGAAUACUACACGACUUCAAGGAUAUUUUCAAGCAAGCAACAGAAGACAGGCUAACCAGUGCAUACGAGCUGCCGUACUUUGAGGGGGACUUUUGGCCUAAUGUGCUGGAGGAGAGCAUCAAGGAGCUGGAGCAGGAGGAAGAGGAGAGGAAGAAGGAGGAGAACACGGCCUCCUGUGAGACGCCAGAGGGAGCCCACGCUGACAGCAAGAAUGCCAAAAAGAAGAACAACAAAAAGACCAACAAGAAUAAGAGCAGCGUCAGCCGUGCCAACAAGAAAAAGCCCGGGAUGCCCAAUGUAGCCAAUGAUCUGUCCCAAAAGCUCUACGCCACGAUGGAGAAGCAUAAGGAGGUGUUUUUUGUCAUCCACCUUCAUUCCGGGCCAGUCAUUAACACCCUGCCACCCAUCAUGGACCCGGACCCUCUGUUAUCUUGUGACCUGAUGGAUGGCCGUGAUGCCUUCCUGACGUUGGCCAGAGAUAAGCACUGGGAGUUCAGCUCGUUGAGACGAUGCAAGUGGAGCAGCAUGUGCAUGCUGGUGGAGCUGCACAACCAGGGCCAGGACCGCUUUGUGUACACAUGCAACGAGUGCAAGCAUCAUGUGGAGACACGCUGGCACUGCACUGUCUGUGAGGACUAUGACCUAUGCAUUAACUGCUACAAUGCCAAGGGUCAUGAACACCAGAUGGUGAAGUGGGGCUUAGGUUUAGAUGAUGACAGCAACGCCCAAAAUGCAGAGGCCUCCAAGAGCCCUCAGGAAAGCCGACGUCUCAGCAUCCAGCGCUGCAUCCAGUCCCUAGUCCACGCCUGCCAGUGCCGCAACGCCAACUGCUCCCUGCCGUCAUGUCAGAAGAUGAAAAGGGUGGUUCAACACACCAAGGGCUGCAAGCGCAAGACCAACGGUGGCUGCCCUGUGUGCAAGCAGCUCAUUGCUUUAUGUUGCUACCACGCCAAGCACUGUCAGGAGAACAAGUGUCCUGUUCCCUUCUGUCUCAACAUCAAGCACAAACUCCGUCAACAGCAGCUACAGCAUCGGCUCCAGCAGCAUCAUUUGAUGCGACGCAGAAUGGCCACUAUGGCUGGAAGGGGUAUGCCCAUGCCAUCUCCACCUACGUCAUCUGCCCCAGACACUCCCAACUCUGUGCAGCAACCUAACACACCGCAGACCCCCCAGCCCAUGCCCAAUCAACCCCAACAACCUCAGCAGCAGCAGUCGGCGCCCAACCAUGCCAGUGUUGGCCAAGUCUUCCCCAACAAUGGUCGCAUCAGCCAGCCCCCGACACCGAUUCCGCAAGGCAAACCAGGGCCUCCGUCGUCUCCUCUUCAUCAGCAGCAGUCUCCAUUGCCCAGCUUACCACAUCAACAGCAGCCUCCACCUCAGAUGGUACAGCAGCAGCAGCAACAGCAGCAACCCCUGCUAGCGGCACUGAAGGUGGCUAAACAAAUUGAGAUGGUAGCGAAGGCAAAGCAGCAGCAGCAGCAACAACAACAGCAGCAAAAUUACACCAUGAAUGGGAUGCCUAUGAACCACCCGCGCAUGAUGGGACCCAUGCAGAGUCAGAUGCAGAUGAUGCAAGGGCCCCGGGGGCCUCAGGUGAUGCAGGCCAUGCAGCAAGGCCAGUGGGGUCCCGGAAUGCAGGGUCCCUUGCAGAAACCUCAGGGCCAUCCGCAACAGAUCCCUCCACAGCAAGGUGUCAUAGGCCCUCAGCAGGCUCAGGGAGCCGCCAUGCCUCAGCAAGGUCAGCUCAUGCAGAGGCCCAUGAUGGCGCAGCAACAGGGACUCCAAAUGGCCGGAGUCAUGCCUCCCCAGGGGCCCUCACAACAGAGCAUGACGCCACAGCAGCAGAGUAUGCCUCGGGGGAUGCCUGGAAACAUCGCACCCAACGCUUUGCAGGAGUUACGGCGCACCCUCAGAUCUCCCAGCUCUCCCCAGCAGCAGCAGCAGGUCCUGAACAUCCUCAAGUCUAACCCCCCGCUCAUGGCUGCCUUCAUUAAACAGAGGGCAGCUAAAUAUCAAGCUAACCAGCCGCAGCAGCAGAACCAUCAGUCCAUGCAGGGAUCUCCAGCAGGAAUGCAGGCCAUGAUGCAGGUGCAAAGGCCGGGAAUUUCUCCUCAGCAGCAACCUCCACAGCAGGUAGGGCCACAGGGUAUGGCCCCCAUGGGACCCCAAAGCCAAAUGAUGAAUGUUGCUCCAAACAGCAAUCCUCAGCUUUACCGCAGACAGCAGCUGCUGAGGAUGCAGCAACAGGCGCAGCAGCAACAGGGUGGCAUGCCUCAGCCUCACGGUCAGUUCCCCCAGCAACAGCCAGGGCCAGCCACCUACUCCCAGCUCCGUAUGCAGCAGCAGCAGAUGGCUAUGCAAGGAGGUGUUGGGCCCAUGGGCCAGCUCCCUCCCUCUUCCCAAAUGGGCCAAGGUGGCAUGGGCAUGGACGGGCCCCAGAACCUUCUCCAACAGCGGAUGCUUCAGCAACAGCAACAGCAGAUGUUGAAGCAGCAGAUGGGCUCUCCAGCGCAAGCUAAUUCCAUGAGCCCUCAGCCGCACAUGCUCCAAGGACAAACACAGGGCAGUGCUCACUUAGCUGGCCAACCAAUGGGAAACUCUUUGGGCAACCAAGUACGCUCGCCAGCCCCGGUCCAGUCGCCUCGGCCGCCUUCGCAACAGCCCCCGCAUUCCAGCCCUUCUCCACGGAUGCAGCCUCAGCCCUCUCCCCAACAUGGUGCCCUUCUCUCAAGCUCCCCUCACCCCAGCCUUGCAGGACCUAUGUCAGGCCCAAUGGAGCAGGGACACAUGGGGACACCAGAGCACAGUGCCAUGCUUCCACAGCUCAACACACCAAACCGGGGGGGCUUAAGUACUGACAUGGGCAUGGUGGGGGACCCGACGGGAGACACGCUGGAGAAAUUUGUUGAAGGAUUGUAGCAGAAGAUACAGUAGGUCUCGGUAACACAAGAGUCAUGGGGCCUAUGAACUGUGAACUUUCUGCUACCCAAGGGACUGCUUUUUAUUCCAACACAGUGAUUUACCAGUCACUCUUGCAAAGAAGACACAAAGGAUAUAUUUUUGGUUUGGACCAGCAGGCAAGAAUGUGCUGUGUUUAAAUUUGGUUUGCAUUUGUUAUCCUCUGGUAUUGGUAUUUUUUAAAACAAAAACCUCUCAAAACAAAAAAUAUUUCAUUUUAUUUUUCAUUUUUUAAAUUUUCUAUCUUUGCAAAUAAAUAUUGUAUUUGUGUUGAGCAGACUGGAAAAGUUCAAACUGGGAUUUUUUUUUCCUCUUGCCAGUUUUGACCUUUUGCCCGUUGCUCUUGUUCCAGGCUAAUUUAUUCUAAUAUGCCAUUUUUCAAAAGGACUGCCUUUGGGAAAGCCUUAAUUUUCCUUCCUGCUUGCAGAAUCUAUGGAAGAUUGAAGUGUUUGUUUAGAUUAAGGAACUAUUGCACACAUACAAACACAAUAGGCAGGUGUUCAAAGAAACCUGCAUUGAAGCUUGCCCCCACCCCCUGCCCCCCAUGCCAGAAUGUUGCUUUUUUUUACUGGCCUUGGCUCAGUAUUUGUCUUGCAUAUGUACAAAUAAUCACUUUUGUUUCUCUUUCAGUCCGAAUAAAUUCUCUUCCAAGUCCUGUUCUCCUUUUGCCUGUGGUGAGAAAUGAACUUGUUCAACUGCUGAUUUGUGUUUAGAGUUGUGUGCAUCAUUUUCUAUCUUACAUUAAACUUGAAUCCAUGAUGAACUGUUCUCUGUCACACAGCUCAACAGCACUGUAAAUAUGCUGAAAAUAAGAAUGAGAUCACUGUACAAACUGGUUCAAAAUGGCUCAUUUCGUACUUAUAUACCAUAUUGUUUAAUAAACCUGUGUGCCACAGA